AUGCACCUGAUAUGGGAAGAGCAAAGUUGGUUAAUUGACGCCGUGUGUAACGGUCGGUUGAAUGCCGUCCGCAGCUUUUUGGACAGCGGUGUCAAUCUCAACUCAUAUAAUGUUUGCGGUUUCCGACUCCUAAACCUGACCAUGACUAUGCUCAGGCUGCCUCGGGGGCCUGUUAAAACAACUCCUUGGAGUCGAGCAAUUCACGUCGCCGUUGAGGUGGGUGCUGAUGUAGUUCUUCCAGUUCUUGAAGCCGAUAGGCCACUCGACAUUGCCGUGCGCGACGACGCUGAGGAUACAGCGUUGCAUGUAGCCAUGCACCCUUUGUGGCUUAAGUUCCGGAGGCGACAGAUUGUCAGAAUGCUGCUCGCCGCUGGAGCACCGGUGCGAGUGUAG
Messenger RNA from Talaromyces stipitatus ATCC 10500, 393 nucleotides. RefSeq lists its product as uncharacterized. The transcript has 2 exons. Gene Ontology annotation, molecular function: protein binding. The record is from RefSeq and is a predicted model, not a curated record. Bases 1 to 393 code for a protein of 130 amino acids. NCBI's taxonomy places the organism in Eukaryota, Fungi, Ascomycota, Eurotiomycetes, Eurotiales, Trichocomaceae.